This is a messenger RNA of Pistacia vera, 6442 nucleotides long. Its product is annotated as E3 ubiquitin-protein ligase UPL3-like. Gene Ontology annotation, molecular function: protein binding; ubiquitin protein ligase activity. Lineage: Eukaryota; Viridiplantae; Streptophyta; Magnoliopsida; Sapindales; Anacardiaceae. Bases 330 to 6023 code for a protein of 1897 amino acids. Gene Ontology annotation, biological process: protein polyubiquitination; proteasome-mediated ubiquitin-dependent protein catabolic process. The record is from RefSeq and is a predicted model, not a curated record. The transcript has 18 exons.
UAUCAAAAUUCAUUCGCUUUCACCUCUUUACUCUAUUAUAUACCCUUCCCCGCCCCUCACUCUCUAGGGUUUCUCUCUAUUCUCUUCUCUUUCUCUCUUUUGCACAAAAUUCUCACUUCAAUCCCAUCAUUUCUUCAAUCCACCAUUCGUAAUUCCCUGAUCCUUCACUCAAUUUCGCCGAUUUCUAGACUUCUUUUUUGGUCUGUCUGAAUCUAGGGUUUUGAUCUGGUGCGGUGAGAUGCAGGUGGGAAUCGGAUCGGGAACCGUCUGAUCGCUUCGCUCGUGGUUUCGAGCGAGCGAAGCCGUUCCGAUUUUGGAGUGGUUUUUGUAUGGAAACUCGGAGCCGGAAGCGGGCGGAGGCCUCCUCAACUGCCCCUUCGAUUUCGUCAUCUUCUUCUGGGCCUACCACUCGUUCUCACGCCAAUAAACGACCUCGUGUAGCUCCCACUACCUCGACGACGACGACAACAACAACCGCCCCUGCCUCAUCGUCUUCUGCCACCACGCGCUCACGUCACUCACGCGCUCUCCCCAUGGACCCCACCUCUGAAUCCUCCGGUUCUCGCCACACUCGCCGCGCCAAAAUCUCCUCAUCCAACGCCGACAAUUCCGCCGACAAAGGUAAAGAAAAAGAACACAAUAAUAAUAACAGCAAUAACAAUAAUAACAAUUCGGAUUUGGCCAACACGGGUCGGGCACUUGGUUUGAAUAUGGAUACGGGUAUGGACGACGAUGACAAUGACAGCGAGGGUGGAGUUGGAAUUUUGCAUCAAAAUCUGACCUCAGCUAGCAGUGCCUUGCAAGGACUGUUGAGGAAGCUCGGAGCUGGAUUGGAUGAUCUUUUGCCGUCAUCAGCCAUGGGGUCGGCGUCGUCAUCCCAUCAGAGCGGUAGAUUGAAGAAGAUUUUAUCGGGGCUGAGGGCGGACGGCGAGGAGGGGAAGCAAGUGGAAGCGUUAACGCAACUUUGCGAGAUGUUGUCUAUUGGAACGGAGGAGAGUUUGAGUACUUUCUCAGUGGAUUCAUUUGUGCCGGUGCUGGUUGGGUUGCUGAAUCAUGAGAGUAAUCCUGAUAUUAUGUUGCUUGCGGCUAGGGCUCUUACACAUUUGUGUGAUGUAUUGCCAUCUUCUUGUGCCGCUGUCGUGCAUUAUGGGGCGGUUACGUGUUUCGUAGCUCGGUUGCUAACAAUUGAGUACAUGGACUUGGCUGAACAGUCUCUGCAAGCUUUAAAGAAGAUAUCGCAGGAGCACCCAACUGCCUGUUUGAGAGCAGGUGCUCUAAUGGCGGUUCUUUCGUACCUGGAUUUCUUCUCCACAGGAGUUCAGAGGGUAGCAUUGUCCACUGCUGCAAAUAUGUGCAAGAAACUCCCUUCUGAUGCUGCUGACUUUGUGAUGGAAGCUGUUCCCCUGUUGACAAACCUUCUUCAGUACCAUGAUUCAAAGGUGUUGGAACAUGCUUCUGUUUGUUUAACUCGAAUUGCUGAAGCAUUCGCGUCAUCUCCGGACAAGUUAGAUGAACUAUGUAAUCAUGGACUGGUUACACAAGCUGCCUCUCUCAUUUCAACCAGUAAUUCUGGAGGUGGGCAGGCAUCUCUUAGCACACCGACCUAUACGGGUUUAAUCCGAUUGCUGUCCACUUGUGCUAGUGGAUCGCCUCUUUGUGCCAAAACUUUGCUCCUCCUUGGGAUCAGUGGAAUUCUGAAAGAUAUACUAUCAGGGUCUGGUGUUUCUGCUAAUACAUCUGUUCCACCCGCUUUGAGUAGACCAUCAGAUCAGAUUUUCGAGAUAGUCAACCUGGCAAAUGAGCUCCUCCCCCCGUUGCCACCAGGAACUAUUACCCUCCCAGCCAGCUCCAAUAUAUUUAUGAAAGGUCCUGUGGUGAGGAAGUCUCCCGCCAGUAGUUCUGGGAAACAGGAUGAUACAAAUGUAAGUGCUCCUGAGGUUUCUGCUCGAGAGAAAUUACUAAAUGAUCAGCCUGAACUUCUGCAGCAGUUCGGAAUGGAUCUUCUUCCUGUUCUAAUACAGAUCUAUGGUUCCAGUGUUAACAGUCCGGUUCGCCACAAAUGUCUUUCUGUUAUUGGGAAAUUGAUGUUCUUCAGCAGUGCGGAGAUGAUUCAGUCUCUGUUAAGUGUGACAAACGUAUCAAGCUUUUUAGCUGGUGUUUUGGCAUGGAAAGAUCCACAUGUCUUGGUUCCUGCCCUCCAAAUUGCUGAGAUUCUUAUGGAAAAGCUUCCUGGUACAUUCUCCAAGAUGUUUGUCAGAGAAGGUGUGGUUCAUGCUGUAGAUCAACUUAUUUUAGUUGGUAAUCCAAAUACUGUUCCUGCCCAAGCAUCUCCUGGUGAUAAGGACAAUGAUUCUGUAUCUGGUACAUCAUCACGUUCUAGGCGUUAUAGACGACGCGGUGGUAACUCAAAUCCUGAAGGAAAUUAUUCAGAAGAAUCAAAGAAUACUGUCUCACUAAAUGUUGGUUCACCCCCAAGUUCAGUAGAAAUUCCGACGGUGAAUUCUAAUCUCCGAACUGCAGUCAGUGCAAGUGCUAAAGCAUUCAAGGACAAGUACUUUCCUGCAGAUCCUGGUGCUGCUGAAGCUGGAGUUACAGAUCAUCUUUUACAUCUGAAGAAUCUUUGUUUGAAGUUGAAUGUUGGUGUUGAUGACCAAAGGACUAAAGCAAAGGGAAAAUCUAAAGCAUCUGGGUCCCGCAUAGCUGAUAUAUCUGCGAGUAAGGAAGAGUUUUUGAUUGGGGUGAUAUCUGAGAUGUUAACUGAACUGAGCAAAGGGGACGGUGUAUCCACUUUUGAGUUUAUUGGCAGUGGUGUUGUUGCAGCUUUGUUGAAUUAUUUUUCUUGUGGUUAUUUCUCUAAGGAAAGAAUUUCAGAAGCCAAUUUGCUCAAGCUUCGCCAACAAGCUCUUAAAAGAUUUAAGUCAUUUCUUUCUGUUUCACUCCCAUCUAGUGUGGAUGCGGGAAGUGUGGCUCCUUUGACUGUCUUAGUUCAGAAGCUCCAAAACGCUUUGUCCUCACUAGAGCGUUUUCCUGUUGUGCUGAGCCAUUCAUCUAGGUCAUCUGGUGGAAGUGCUCGUCUCUCUUCUGGACUGAGUGCAUUAUCUCAGCCUUUUAAGUUGCGCCUCUGUCGAGCUCAAGGAGAAAAAUCUCUCCGUGAUUAUUCUUCUAAUGUUGUACUGAUUGAUCCAUUAGCAAGUUUAGCAGCUGUUGAAGAAUUUCUUUGGCCUCGAGUUCAGCGAGGUGAAUCUGGCCAAAAGCCUACGGCAUCUGUAGGGAAUUCAGAGUCUGGGACCACACCUACUGGAGCUGGUGCUUCGUCCCCUUCUACCUCAGCUCCUGCAGCUCGUCGUCAUUCUUCAAGAUCCAGAUUAUCUGUUAAUAUCGGAGAUGCUGCUAAAAAAGAACCUUCCCAAGAGAAGGGCUCAAGCUCAUCAAAGGGGAAGGGUAAAGCUGUUUUGAAGUCUGCUCAGGAGGAGGCAAGAGGACCUCAAACAAGAAAUGCUGCUCGCAGAAGAGCGGCUCUAGACAAAGAUGCACAAUUGAAGCAAGUGAAUGCAGAUACAAGUUCUGAGGAUGAGGAAUUGGAUAUAUCUCCAGUGGAGAUUGAUGAUGCAUUGGUGAUUGAAGAUGAGGAUAUCUCUGAUGAUGAUGAUGACGAUCAUGAAGAUGUGCUGAAAGAUGAUUCUCUUCCUCUUUGCAUGCCUGAUAAAGUACAUGACGUAAAAUUGGGUGAUUUGGCUGAGGAUAGUGCCAUUGCUUCAGCAGCUAGUGAUAGUCAGACUAACCCAGCUUCUGGAUCUAGUAGUAGAGCUGCUACAAUCAGGGGUUCUGAUUCUGCUGACUUUAGGAGUGGCAAUUCUUACGGUUCAAGGGGUGCAAUGUCGUUUGCUGCUGCUGCUAUGGCUGGGCUUGGUUCUGCUAAUGGCAGAGGUGUAAGGGGAGGCAGAGAUCGACAUGGACGUCCUCUGUUUGGCAGUUCCAAUGAGCCUCCAAAGUUGAUAUUCACUGCUGGUGGUAAACAGCUUAACAGGCAUUUGACUAUUUAUCAGGCCAUUCAACGUCAGCUUGUUCUGGAUGAGGAUGAUGAUGAGAGGUAUGGUGGCAGUGACUUCAUAUCAAGUGAUGGAAGCAGACUGUGGAGUGAUAUUUACACUAUGACAUACCAGAGAGCAGACAGCCAAGCUGAUAGGAUGUCCAUUGGAGGAUCAAGUUCUACCGGUCCAUCAAAAUCUACAAAAUCUGGUUCUGCUUCCAAUUCCAACUCUGAUGCCCAAUCCCAUCGUAUGUCACUUUUAGACAGCAUCUUGCAAGGGGAACUUCCUUGUGAUUUGGAGAAAUCUAAUCCUACAUAUAAUAUACUGGCAUUGUUGCGUGUACUAGAGGGUUUGAACCAGCUUGCACCUCGUUUGAGAGCCCAGAUGGUUUCUGAUAGUUAUGCUGAGGGGAAAAUAUCGAGUCUAGAUGAACAGAGUGCAACUGGUGCUAGGGUACCUUCAGAGGAUUUUGUAAACAGUAAACUCACUCCUAAAUUAGCUCGACAAAUUCAAGACGCCCUUGCUUUGUGCAGUGGUAGUCUUCCCUCGUGGUGUUAUCAGUUGACAAAAGCAUGCCCGUUCUUGUUUCCGUUUGAGAUCCGGCGUCAGUACUUCUAUUCAACUGCUUUUGGGUUAUCUCGUGCUUUAUAUCGUCUUCAGCAGCAGCAGGGUGCUGAUGGUCAUGGAUCAGUAAAUGAAAGAGAGGUGAGAGUUGGGAGAUUAGAACGCCAGAAAGUUCGUGUCUCUCGGAAUCGUAUUUUGGAUUCUGCUGCAAAAGUAAUGGAGAUGUAUUCGAGCCAAAAGGCUGUCCUUGAAGUAGAAUAUUUUGGGGAAGUUGGCACAGGUUUGGGUCCCACCCUUGAGUUUUAUACACUUCUAAGUCGUGAUCUCCAGAAAGUUGGACUUGGAAUGUGGAGGUCAAAUUCUUCAUCAGAGAAACCAUCUAUGGAAAUUGAUGGGGGGGAAGACAAAAAUGGCAAAUCCAAUAAUGUAACAGGAGAUCUAGUUCAAGCUCCACUAGGGUUGUUCCCUCGACCUUGGCCUCCAAAUGUUGAUACUUCUGAAGGUAGCCAGUUUUCUAAAGUCAUUGAGUACUUCCGGUUGGUUGGGCGUGUGACGGCUAAAGCUCUUCAAGAUGGGAGGCUUUUAGAUCUGCCAUUGUCAACAGCAUUUUAUAAACUUGUGCUUGGUCAAGACCUUGAUUUGCAUGAUAUUCUUUCUUUUGAUUCUGAGUUUGGGAAGAUUUUGCAAGAGUUGCAUGUCAUUGUUUGUCGGAAACAAUAUUUAGAAUCAGCAAGUUGUGAUAAUCGUGAUGCAAUUUCUGACUUACGAUUCCGUGGGACCCCAAUUGAGGAUCUCUACUUGGAUUUUACUGUUCCUGGGUAUCCAGACUACAUUUUGAAACCAGUUGAUGAAAACGUUGACAUCAAUAACUUAGAGGAGUACAUAUCCCUCGUAGUUGAUGCAACUGUGAAGACUGGAAUUAUGCGGCAAAUGGAAGCAUUUAGAGCAGGCUUCAAUCAGGUUUUUGACAUCUCAUCACUGCAAAUAUUUACGCCUCAUGAGUUGGACCAUCUGCUUUGUGGCCGUAGAGAGUUGUGGGAGGCUGAUACGCUUGUUGAGCAUAUAAAAUUCGAUCAUGGGUACACUGCCAAGAGCACUGCAAUUGUUAACUUACUAGAGAUCAUGGGGGAGUUCACACCGGAUCAGCAGCGGGCCUUCUGUCAGUUUGUUACUGGUGCACCUAGGCUUCCACCAGGUGGCCUGGCGGUGCUUAAUCCAAAGCUGACAAUAGUGAGAAAGCAUUCGUCAACUGCAAGUAAUGCAGUGACUAAUGGAACUGGGGCAUUGGAAUCAGCAGAUGAGGAUUUGCCAAGUGUGAUGACAUGUGCUAAUUACCUGAAGCUUCCUCCGUACUCUACCAAGGAAAUUAUGUACAAGAAACUGCUAUAUGCAAUCAGUGAAGGGCAGGGAUCUUUUGAUUUAUCAUGAGUUGUUGAAACUAACCAAUCGAGCUUUUGUAUAUUAUAAACAUCAGAACAAUGUCAGGGUCAAUUUUCUUCCCUGGGGAUUAUUCAUCUUCAAAAGUAGAAAUCCUAUUUGGUCAAAUAAUGGCUUCUUUUCACUGCCCUUAUAAUAUGUUUGCAUCAUUGACAAGGUGAGACCUCAGGCUGCCACAUUGUGAGGGGAGCUUUGAAGAGGGAGGAAUCCUCAGUUGUAGAGCCCUUGUUUUUUUUGCUGCUAGGCUUAUUGUACAUAAAUAGGAAAUUAGAAUUCAUUUUUCCUAUUCGACAACUUAAUUGGGUGGUAGAAUAUAUAUACAUGUAUGGGAUCAAUUGAAAGGGAAAAAUAAAUGAUUGAAAUGUUGUUAUUCCUUGUUUAAGUUGAUAUUCUUUUUUUAUUUCAUUUUA